AUGGGGAGACGGAAGAUCGAGAUUAAGGCGAUCAAGGACGACAGAAAUCGAUCUGUUACUUUCCUCAAGCGCAAAGGCGGCCUGUUCAAGAAGGCCCACGAGCUCUCAGUCCUCUGCUCCGUCGAUGUCGCUGUCAUUAUCUUUGGUCACAACAAGAAACUAUACGAAUACUCAUCCGGCGACAUAAAUGAGACAAUCGAUCGAUUUCACUUCUAUGGUGGCGCACAUGAACACAAGGGCCCUGGAGACUUCAACGGAGGGGGUAUGGACGAUGAGGACGAUGAUGAGAUGGGCACACCGCCGCUAGAAGAUCCAAUGCCACGAGAGCACAGUCUUCCUCCACAUCUACAAAACGCAACGAGCUACAUGAGAAACGCAUCUCCUCCUAUCCAAGUUGUCCCAAAUGGCGUCCCAUACCAAAGACAGCAUACCCCUCAGGCUCAAAUGAUUUCGCGACCGGGAUCGAGAAACAGCAUACCCAAUGUACGCCGUAUGAGUGGAAGCGUUGGUCCAGGUCCCUCCCAUCUCCAGCAAGUCAGCCAAGCCCCCCAAGCUGCCAAUGGCUAUGCCUACACGCGACAGCCUCCAUCAAUGUACAACACUCAAGCGGCUCAAGGCAUGCCAGUCGCACCCCAUCACCCUCAACAGCAAGCCCAACAAGCCCAGUAUUACGGUCAACUCCAACAAGCAGCUGCACCACAUGCUCAAGUGCAGCAGGCGUACUUGCAAGAGCAAAGAAGACAGUCAUUACCGCCUGCAUUCCCCCAGCACGAGCGCCAACAGCAGCAGCAACAGCACAUGCCCUCCCCACCACAACCCGAACGCGAGCCGUCUCAAGAUGAUCAAUCGAACCGCCUCCAACAGCCCCAGCCAGCCAAAUCCCGAAGCAUUUUCACCCCCAUUGACGAUAGUCGAUCACUGUUGGCUCAGCAUUGGGGUAUUGGCAAAAGUACCAUUGAACCCAAGUCGGACAUAAAGCGCGAAAACGACCCACACUCAGAUGCACGAAACCAAGCCUCAAAGCCUACACCUUCGUCAAGGUUGCAGAGAGAGGCUCCAGUUCCUAAGAGAACAAACUCGAUAGAAUUCCCUCCCCCCAUCGCGAUCAAGCACCGCCCAAUCGAACGCGAAGAGACCGAGGCUCAAGUUACCACUAGUGAUACACCAGCGAAGAGCACUGAAGCAAGUCAUUCUUCCGGUACCGGUGUUGUCUUACCACCUCCAUCGCCAAGUGCGAGCGCUAUACUGAGCGCAGGCGCAUCUGGUCCCCCGAAUCCAUUUGCUCGGCCGCAUCCGCCAGGAGGGCCUUCGCAAGGUCAAUCCUACAGCAGUAACAACAACAGCAUUGAAACCCCCAUAUCAGCAUUGCCAUCACGAUUUGUCGCUGACGGCUUACUCCCCUCGCCAUCAUCCUUCUACCCAGAAUGGAAUUUUGGCCGUUCGGGAGGCGACAGCAACCUUCUCCCGAGCCCCCUAAACCUCCAAACACCGGUGAUGGGUGGAUCAAGUUUUAGGGACGAGGAUGGAGACCGGAAGAGGAAGAGCCCAGACCAGGAGGGCCAGGAAGCGGCCAAAAGGGUCAAAACGUGA
Molecule: messenger RNA, 1590 nt
Organism: Letharia columbiana
Lineage: Eukaryota; Fungi; Ascomycota; Lecanoromycetes; Lecanorales; Parmeliaceae
Exons: 4
Coding region: 1-1590 (529 amino acids)
Biological process (GO): positive regulation of transcription by RNA polymerase II
Molecular function (GO): protein dimerization activity; RNA polymerase II cis-regulatory region sequence-specific DNA binding; DNA-binding transcription factor activity, RNA polymerase II-specific
Source: RefSeq, a predicted model, not a curated record